UACGUGUGUCCGUGUGUGCGCCCGCCAUCCAGUGACUACGUUGAGUGAAUGAUCUGAGCGUAAAACGGUAUCAUCGUCGUCGUAGCCCGUGUUGGCCGUCGUGUGUAAUAAUAAUAAUAAUAAUAAUAAUAAUAAUAACAAUAGUAAUAAUUAAUAUUACUAUUAUUAUUGUAAAAAUAUAUAUUAUUAAAUAGUAAAUACCUACAACUUACAAGGCUAUUAACAUUUCAGUGUAUGACGAAUGACGAUUAUAUCGGUACCGGACAUGUUUUAUUAGGUGAUCGAGAGAUACCUACACGGUAAAAUAUAAUAUUAUCGUUCGUUUAGUUUUCGCAUUUCGCGUUUCGUUCUAUCCGUUUCCCCGCUCCGACUAUAAUAAUAUUAUUCUAUAAUGCCGUCCGUUUUGCAAACGCCGCGGAUUUGAUAUUCGGCAUAUUAUUAUUAGCAUCGUCUACGCCACCUCAGAGUACGCGUGCGAGACCAUCGAAUCAAAUAAAACGUAAAAAAAAUUUAUAAAUACCAGAACGAAAUCACACUUCCGCACUAAAGCCAUGGCCGAGGCCGUCGUUUUCGACUUGGAAUUGCAAAAUAACGAGGCUCAACCCGCCAACGGGCCGAAGAACAACAGCGAUUCUGACGACGAAGUGCUCGAAAUCGAAGAAGCAUGUUAUGCUCAAGAACCAAACAUUUAUGAAUACGAUGAAAAAUCCAGUGAUGUAGAGACAUUAAAGUUAUCAGAUAGAACUGUAAACUCUACCAAAGAAAAGUUAUCUCCAGAUUGUUUCGAGAUAUUGAAAGUAUUAGGAAAAGGAGGUUAUGGAAAAGUCUUUCAGGUUCGGAAGAAGACUGGUAAUGAUACAAAUCAAGUUUUUGCUAUGAAAGUGUUACGUAAAGCUACAAUUGUCAGGAAUUCCAAGGAUAUGGCUCAUACCAAAGCAGAACGCAAUAUACUCGAGGCUGUUAAGCACCCAUUUAUAGUAAGUUUGUUCUAUGCAUUUCAAACAAAUGGUAAACUUUAUCUUAUUUUGGAAUAUUUAAGUGGUGGAGAACUUUUCAUGCAUUUAGAACGAGAAGGAAUAUUCUUAGAAGACACAGCAUGCUUUUAUCUGGCAGAAAUUAUUAUUGCCAUACAGCAUUUACACAGUCAAGGCAUAGUUUACAGAGAUUUAAAACCAGAAAAUGUAUUAUUAGACCAAGAUGGUCAUUUAAAAUUGACUGAUUUUGGUUUAUGUAAAGAACAUGUUCAUGGAGUUAGUGUUACUCAUACAUUUUGCGGUACAAUUGAAUACAUGGCACCAGAAAUUUUGACUAGAAGUGGUCAUGGAAAACCAGUUGAUUGGUGGUCACUUGGAGCUCUUAUGUUUGACAUGUUAACAGGAACUCCACCUUUUAGUGCUGAUAAUAGAAAAAAAACUAUUGAAAAAAUACUUAGAGGGAAACUUAUAAUGCCACCUUAUGUAUCUCCUGAAGCUAAAGAUCUUAUGAGAAAAUUACUUAAAAGACAAGUUAGUCAUAGACUAGGAUCUGGUGUAAAUCAAGGAGAAGACAUACGAAAUCAUCGUUUCUUUCAAAAAAUUGUCUGGAAAGAUAUAAUAAACCGUACUUGUGAAGCUCCAUAUAAACCAAAAUUAAAUGGCGCAGACGACACUACGCAAUUUGAUUCCAGAUUUACAAAUCAGCUUCCAGUUGAUUCGCCUGUAGAAGACUCAUUUAUGCCACAAGAUAAUGAUGAAUUUAAAUUUGAUGGUUUUACUUACAUAGCUCCAUCAUUAUUGGACACUCUUGGUACAAGUACAAGUCGAGAUCAUGCAUUAAACCCACAUCAACAUUGUAAAACAGAAGAAAUGGAAAAACCAAUGGAUGACGAGGAUAUUUUCCAUAAGAAUGUAAUGCCAAAAAAACAAAAACUCGAAACGAGAAUACAAAAAUCAACACCCACACCUAUGGUUCAAACUGUAGUAUGUGAUUCUAGAAGAUCUAAUGACCAAUUUCAAAGAGGGCAUGUUCCAAGGAAUCUUAAUCCAUUCAGUGAUUUUGAACCAAUUGCAUCAACAUGUGCUCAGCUUUCUGCUACCCGAAUUGAUGAAGAAAUGGAAACUGAUAAAUCAUCUUCACCAUCACUGUAUCCAAAUGUAUCAAGAUCCAAUCCAGUACCAGUUUAUCAACCCCGAAUUGUGCAAGCUAGCACCACAAAUCACAGGGAAAUAGAUCAAUCAAGGUUGUUUGAUGCAUGUGCUCGACCAUUCAACAAUCACUCUGCUAGAAAACCAUAUAGACCUCAUGUGUUGACAACAGUCAACAGUAAUACUUUCCUGAAUCAGAACCAAGAUGAGAUGAUGGAAGUUGCUUCCACAUCUAGCAUACCGGCUCAAAUUUAAUUAAUUAGGGUAAUCAAUGUGUUUAGAAGAGACCUGUUUCCAAACCAAUCAUAGUUACCUUGUUGGUUAUAAUGCUAUUUUCUGGUAGAUCUUGGCUACUUUUUACUUGUGGCCUUAAGGAUCAGCUAAUUUUAUAAAGUUUUUUAUGCUAAUUUGGCUUGAUUUAAAGUGAUAAUUUUUACAAAUUUUAUAGUAUUUAAGGUUAUUAACAAUAGUAGUUAAAAAUGUUAACAUUUCCAAAAUUGAAGGAAAUGUUCUAACUUUAUAAAUAAGUUAUACUACAAUAUUUAAAUUAAAUGUUCAUGUUUUUUUUCCAAUAAGUUUUUGAAAUUUUAUAAUUUCUAAUAUAUUAUAUAUUAUGUUUUAUAAGUGCAAAUUAUUAUUAGCCAAGGUUUAUCUGAUCUUAGAUAACAUUCAAUUAAAAAAUGUGUGGUUGGGGUGAUAUAAUUUCGAUUUUUUUUUUCUGGCAGACAAGGAAAUAGUUCUCUUUUUAAAUAUUAUUUGACCAUUUUAUUUUCUAUUGUAUUAGAAAUAUAUUCUGUUUAUUUGGUUUAAUUAUCUUAUUAUGUUAAGGUUAUCGUUAUUUAGCUAAAUUAUUAAUCGAGUGUUUUAUUUUAAUUAUUAUUUUUAUUUAAGUAGAUUUAUUUGCCUAUUACAAUGUAAAUAGUGAAAACUAGAUAAUUGUAUGAAAUUAAUUAUUUAGUAAUAUUUCCUCCAAAAGAAUUUUCAAACACAGAUAUUAGAAUAACAUUUUGAACUGAAGGUGGAAGCUUGGUAUUGAUAGGAAAAUAUCUAUACGGACCAUCCCACAGUUCUUAAUAUCUUGAAUAGACUUUAAAUAUUUAUCAAUAAUCUAUUUUAUUAUUAUAAUUAUGUACUAAUAAUAUACUGUUAUAGUCAUGCAAUAUUAUGUUUAUAUAUAUAUUUUUCUAAUCUAAUCAAACACAUUAUAAAUGAAUUACAAACAUGUUUGUACUAAUAUGAAACAUUAGGUUGCUACUUUUAUGGUCUAAAAUAUUUUUUUUUCUAUUACACUAGUUCCAAGCAUUAAUAUUAUUUUAGUGGACUAAACUCUUGUAUAAUUAUUAAUUAGAAUUUUGAAAUUGAGACAAGUGUUAAAAAAAUCGCAAACAAUUAUCGAAUUCAAUAUUGUAGUUUCAUUUAAUGUAUAUCAUAAUCUGUAGGGAAAGGGGGUAAGAUUAAAAGAUAAUCUUGAAAACAAUAAUUGAGAUAUUAUUGUUGUUUUAAAGGUAGUAAUUAUAAAUAUCUCAUAGAUUUAAUACUUUUAAAUUUUGUGAUUUUUCAAACUGCAUAUUUUUUAUUAAUGUUAAUGUUUUUACCAAACCAUACAUUGUGAAUGUACUAAUAUGAAAAUGAUGUAUAAACAAUAAUACAGCAUUAAAAACCAUAUACUUAAAAUUUGUUUAAUUUCCGUGUACAGAUAUUUUAAUGAAUUUUAAAACGAAACUACUGUGUUCAUUGUAGAGAAUCAUAUAUUAUUAAUGAAUAUCUUUAUGAUUACUUUAAAAGGCUGUAAUGUAGCCUAUUAUCAUAUUCCAGUAAAAUGAUGUUAAUCGAAUGUAUAAUUAUUGAUAAUAAAUGAUUGUUUUUAUUACAAAAGUUAUUUCCAUAAAUUAGACAUGAUUGUUUUUUUUUUACCAUUGUACUAUUGUCACUUAAUAUUAAGAGAAAAUUGAAUGCCAAUGAUAUAAAGUUGCAUUGUUUACUAUGUUAAUUUGUUACAGAAUUAUAGUUAUAUUAAUUAAUA
Rhopalosiphum padi (bird cherry-oat aphid) is the source of this 4146-nucleotide messenger RNA. RefSeq names its product ribosomal protein S6 kinase beta-2-like. The transcript has 13 exons. Gene Ontology annotation, biological process: protein phosphorylation. The record is from RefSeq and is a predicted model, not a curated record. NCBI's taxonomy places the organism in Eukaryota, Metazoa, Arthropoda, Insecta, Hemiptera, Aphididae. Bases 552 to 2378 code for a protein of 608 amino acids. Gene Ontology annotation, molecular function: ATP binding; protein serine/threonine kinase activity.